Carassius gibelio (silver crucian carp) is the source of this 3542-nucleotide messenger RNA. Its product is annotated as caM kinase-like vesicle-associated protein. Bases 217 to 1341 code for a protein of 374 amino acids. Gene Ontology annotation, biological process: peptidyl-serine phosphorylation. Gene Ontology annotation, molecular function: calcium/calmodulin-dependent protein kinase activity; ATP binding; calmodulin binding. The record is from RefSeq and is a predicted model, not a curated record. NCBI's taxonomy places the organism in Eukaryota, Metazoa, Chordata, Actinopteri, Cypriniformes, Cyprinidae. Gene Ontology annotation, cellular component: intracellular anatomical structure. The transcript has 11 exons.
AGAGAGAGAGAGAGAGAGAGAGCGAGAGAGAGAGAGAGAGAGAGAGAGAGAGGUGCAGUUUUCUGGGUCGGCAACAGAACGCGCAAAUUGAGUGUGGCACGCGGAAUAUUGGCCAAAUUUACUCAAACAUCAGGAGACGCUCAAAGGAAAGCGAACGAGAACGGUCGACAACGCCUAUUUCUCUGACACGCUCAAAUUAUCCGGGCAGGAGCAGCCAUGCCAUUUGGCUGUUUAACUCUGGGGGAGAAGAAGGACUACAACAGUCCUUCAGAGGUCACUGAUAAGUAUGACCUGGGACAGGUAGUGAAAUCGGAGGAGUUUUGUGAAAUCUUCAGGGCAAAGGAUAAGAACACACUGAAAAUGUACACCUGUAAAAAGUUCCUGAAGAAAGAUGGAAGAAAAGUACGGAAAGCAGCUAAAAACGAGAUCCUCAUCCUGAAAAUGGUGAAGCAUCAUAACAUCCUCCAGCUGGUAGAUGUCUUUGAGACGAGAAAAGAGUACUUCCUCUUUCUGGAGCUAGCCACAGGAAGGGAAGUGUUCGACUGGAUCUUAGACCAGGGCUACUACUCAGAACGUGACACCAGCAAUGUGAUCCGGCAGGUGCUUGAGGCUGUGGCUUACCUGCAUUCUCUUCAGAUUGUUCACAGAAACCUAAAGCUGGAAAAUCUGGUCUACUACAACCGUCUGAAGAACUCCAAAAUUGUAAUCAGCGAUUUUCACCUGGCCAAACUGGAAAAUGGUCUUAUCAAAGAGCCAUGUGGCACACCAGAGUACCUUGCUCCAGAGGUGGUUGGCAGACAGAGAUAUGGCAGACCGGUGGACUGCUGGGCCAUCGGGGUGAUCAUGUACAUCCUACUGUCAGGAAACCCACCUUUUUAUGAUGAGACAGAAGAUGACGAUUAUGACAAUCAUGAUAAGAACCUAUUCCGGAAAAUUCUGUCUGGAGACUACGAGUUUGACUCACCCUAUUGGGACGACAUCUCUGACUCAGCAAAAAGCCUAGUUGCAUGUUUAAUGGAGAUAGACCAGGACCAAAGAGUGACCGCACAGGAAGCCAUCAAUCAUGAGUGGAUAUCUGGAAAUGCUGCCUCAGACAAGAACAUCAAAGAUGGUGUUUGUGCUCAGAUCGAGAAAAACUUUGCUAAAGCUAAAUGGAAGAAAGCUGUUCGUGUUACCACCAUGAUGAAGAGACUCAGGGCUCCAGAUCAGAGUGACUCUGGAGCCUCUAGUCCUGCAAUGGGAGCCUCAGGAGGACCUGUUACCCCCAGCAGCACCCCUGUUCCCCUGGCUGCCACACCAGUGCCUGCCUGCACCACCCUGGUUGGCCAGGAUCACCCCUAGGCCCAGACACAGGAGUCCUCGACUCCAAUGCGGUGUAAUGGAGAGAUGUUAACAUCCCAGCAGAGUAGUGGGGAGACUAGGGAGGAAUAGAAUGGCUGAUUACAUUCAGACAAAUAUAGUGGAAAAUAGAACAGCACCCACACACGACAUAUAAAUUCAGUUCAAUUGUUUAAUUAAAGUUCAAUUGUGCUUAAAAGCUUGAUCUCCAUUUUACAUUUUCAUUUGUGCAAAAUGCUGUUAUCUAGGAAGACUUUAAAAUUUAAAUCCUAGUCCCAUAGUAGUCCAUCUGUAUUUUCUUAAAUAGCUUUAUCAAAGAAAUAUAGUUUGUUACUUCUUAAAUAAUAAUAUGUGUUUUAAUUUCCAUUGUUAAUUCAAACAAAUUCAAAACUUCCUCUUCAAAACAUUGCUACCAUCUUUUUAAUGGUAUUAUACAAAAUAAUAUCCAGUACCUGUGUGAAGUUUAUUUAGUUCUUAUAUUUACUUAAAAAAAAAAGUUUAAUUAAAAGUUUAUGCAGUUAAAUUAUUUUCAGUUGUAUUUAUUACAUACCUGAAAUUUACAAGUGGAAAACGGAUAUUUUCUAGACAUUUGUUGUUUUUUUCAACAUUGCAAAUAGCAAAUGACCAUUUAAACAAAAAUGUAGCCUGAAAAGAUUAAUUUUAGAGCCUUUAAAGAAGAUAAUUCACCUAAACACAAACAAAAUUAAAGCAGCAGAAUAUUGUGUGUCUGUAUAAAAACAUAUAUAACAUAUAUAAAUUUUAAUACAGACCUUUAUCCAAAUGUUUGUUUGAUCCAGAAGAGCCCAGCUGCGGUAUUACAAUUCAUAUCAAUAUUUCAUCGCAUAAUAUUAGCAAACCAGCAACUAAAACUGCUGUUGUAUUUCCUUCAUGGUCAUGUCAUUGUUUUUGUCAAUACUAUCAGUAUAAAAUUACUUGGUGUUUCUGUACUGCUGAAUCAUAUUUAUUUUGCUGUACAAUCUUUACAGAAAUUAUGUAGCUCUUUUUAUUCAGUAUGCCCUUAUAUCCGUAUUCUAUAGAGUACUGCAUUUUAUAUAGAAUAGAACUGGUUUCAUUGAGUCUGAUACAUUGAGGCCUACAGGUUGCCAGAACGUUCUGUAAAUGUGCAGUACAAACAAAGCAAUAUGAAUAUUGCUGUAAUACUGUGAAACUGCUCUACAGAUGAUAAGGUGUUCCUGCCAUAUUUCAUACAGGUAGCCAAGCAAUUUGCUCUUGAUGGUUGUUUGUGUACUCCUCUCAUAGCUGUAUAUUAUGUUCAGUUAUUGUAUUUAGCCAAAAAUCUAGACCUAAUUUUUACUGUCCAUGUGGAGAGAGAUGAAUCAAAAUGUCUUUAAUCUGCAAAUCCUGCUGUAGUUCAUGUCCAUUAUGGCAUAUUUAUUUGUUUAUUGUUGUUUUAAUUGAUUGUCUUUAGCAUGAUCUCAUAUUAAUUUUUAAGUAUUAGCUGAAUAUUCUCCCCAUUGUACAUAGCUUCACUGAGUUUUCUCUGUUAGUACUAUCUCCUGGAGUGUCUCAGUAAUGUAAAAGGAUCAGACAUACAUUUUGAUUGACCUCUGUCUUAGGGUGACAACCAUUUUCCCAGGACAAAUUCUGGCCAGGAAUUCUAUAUUACCUAAAAUAUCCCGUUUUUGGCUUUGUUUGCACUGUGCAGACCAAUUGUUGUAUGGCAAAAUACUUUGAUGUACUUUUGCUGCUUCAAGUCGAACACUAAAAUGUACACAUAUGUGCAUCGCUUUGACCAUUCUCUGUAGAGCCCACCUUCUCAUGCACUACGAUUGGUCGAUUACACACAAUGUCUGCAUGUUACUGGUCAAACGAUCAUUACUUUCAUUAAGUGUGAAAACAGGAAACCAAAGGCAAAACCUGGAUAUUUUAGGCAAUCUAGAAAUCCUGGCCAGAACGUGUCCUGAGAAAAUGGCACGUUUGGUCACCAUACUCUGUGUGCAUUAGUUUGACCUCUACUGAAAACCAGAAUUUUCUCCUCUUUAUGACGCACUGACUGUAGGCUCUGUAAACACUGAAAUAUAUUUUCUGAGAAAAGUUUUCACAGAAGACAGAGCAGAAAAAUGUUCAGAGUAAAAUGUGUGAUUCAUCAUUUUCAUGUAUCAGAUCAGCCUAAUGUCUUUGUCACUGUUUGUGGCUUCUGUAUUUUGUUACUCGAUAUGCAGAAUAAAUGUUUUUGGACAGUG